Penaeus monodon (black tiger shrimp) is the source of this 2504-nucleotide messenger RNA. RefSeq names its product proton-coupled folate transporter-like. Gene Ontology annotation, cellular component: membrane. Gene Ontology annotation, biological process: transmembrane transport. Gene Ontology annotation, molecular function: transmembrane transporter activity. Lineage: Eukaryota; Metazoa; Arthropoda; Malacostraca; Decapoda; Penaeidae. The record is from RefSeq and is a predicted model, not a curated record.
CCCGCCUCGGACAAGCGUUGCCUCGUGUGUGUAAACGCCUUUAACACGUGAACAAACAGAAGCGAGGGAGUGGAGAGGCCGCGUGACAGAAAGUGGUUACAGAAAGUGCCAUUGACAUCACGGAUUCGCAAAGAUAGUUUAAAUGAAGUCAAUGAUGUGUUAAAUCCGUCCUUCCACUCCCUCCGGCGCUGCGGCAAAGGCGAAUCAGUGAACUAGUGGAAGCCCAGUCUCAAUGGCUCGACAGACAGAGCGGAAGAGUCCCCUGCGUCGACCGCGGCCUCGAGGGGCGGGUGUGGGCGCCUGGCUGCGUGGGCGGCGACCGUGUCCGUGGAACCCGUGUUGUUCCUGCACAAUCUCGCGAGCCAGGUCGUGUGGGUGGCGUCGCAGGAUCUCCUGGUGGAGAAGGCUUGCCUGGUCAACUACGGCUAUGAGAAGGACGUGUGCAAGGACCUGACCAAGCACGACGAGGAGCAGGCGCGCGUGCAGGACCUCGUGUCGGAUUUCCUCAUGUAUCGCUCCAUCUUCGAGACGUCUAUCAAGGUGAUCUUCGUGCUGUACCUCGGGUCGUGGAGCGAUCGCACGGGCCGCAAGAUCCCGCUGGUGCUCUCGCUGCUGGGCCUGCUGGGGGAGGCGGCCGUGUUCCUCGCCAACUCCCUGUCGCCGUCGUGGGGCGUGAGCAUGGCGCUGCUGUCCUCCGUGCCGUACUCGCUCAGCGGCGGCACGCACGCCCUGCUCAUGCUCGCGUUCGCGCACCUCGCCGACACCUCCGGAAGACGGGAGCGCACGGUGAGGAUGGGCCUCCUGGACGCCGCUUACUACCUGGGUUCUCCUGCGGGAAUGGCGCUGGUGUCGCCUCUCCUCAACGCCGGCGGAUACACGGCCGCCUUCACCGCCGCCAUCCUCAUCUACUGCGUGUCCGCCCUCUACGUCCUGCUCAGGAUACGGCAGACGGAACGCCAGAAGCACCAGCAGACUGGAACCGAAGGAGCAUGCGACCUGAGUCACUUAAGCGAGGCCGUCGCGGUGACCUGCCGACCUCGCCACCAAAGGGCCACCACGCAUAUACUGCUCCUCAUCCUCGCCAUGCUCUGUGAUUCUAUGCCUGUCUGGGGUGAAGGGAACGUGAAGUACCUGUUCACCCAACGAGCCCUCGACUGGAAUCACAAUCAGUACAGUCACUGGGGAACAUUUUCUUCCCUCCUCAGUGUUGCCGUCCUGGUGGUGGUGGUUCCUGUCCUGAGCGGCGUCUUGGGCGUGCCAGACGGCUGGAUGGGCGUGAUCGGGGCUGUGUCUCGCAUGGCCGGCAGCCUCUGCUACGCCUUCGUGACGAGUCCCAGCCUGGCUUGGCUCAUGUGGAUGGGCGCGGUCAUUUCCAGCGCGAAAAACCUGGCUCCGGUGUCCAUUCGUUCGCUCCUGUCUAAGCUCGCCGGGGCUCAAGACGUGGGGAAAGUUUACGCGGUCAUGGCGACGGCAGAAUCCAUCUUACCCUUUGCCGCAGCGCCAAUGUACAACGCCGUCUACACUGCCACGAACGACACCCGGCCAGCCACGUACAACUUCCUCUCGGCUGCGCUUUAUUCAUGUCUUUUCGCCCUUAUACUAGGCGUCACGCUGUCUCUCAGAAAAAUCGCCUUGAGGAGGAGAAACGUCACCCCGAGAAUAGCCAAAGGACAUCCACAGAUUUAUUGAUAUUUUCUUCGGUGUCAAAAUGUGUCAGUUACAUUUUCCCAACCGAAGGAAGCUUGGGAAGGAAUUGCUUACUCCAAUAAAAGGGAAAAGUGUUUGUUUAUAAAGUCGGGCUAGUAAGCUGAAAGUUGGUGUUUGGUGUGCUCACUGGUCUACUAUGUUGCUUUUGAUCUGUAUUGCUAUGGUUUAAAUGACAUUUCAUGGGUAUCACCGAAGUGAACAUUUUAUUAUCUGCAACAACACGAGAAUCCAUUGUUAAAAGUGCUCAACAUUCAGGAACACAUGUGUUUACAAAUUAUACAUAAUACGAGUGCGUGCAGUUAAAUUGCAAGAUGAUUUCUAUUUUUUUACCUAUAUAUCUAGUGCAAUUGACAGGCUAACACUAUUCCAAAUGCCCAAAUUUACUUACUCAGUCUAAUACACUUUUGCAUCGUUUAGCAAAAAAAAAAAAAUGUUCUGCGUCUGAGACUUUUUUUAUUUAUUCAAUUAUGAUCUGAGAAAGUAGCUAAAUAGUACAUAUUUACCUAUCCUAACUAUUAUAUCAAGUAAAAAUUGCUACACGAAUUUUCCAGCAAAUUUUCUCCGUGUUUUGUCUAGUUUAGCAAUACACUAAUGACCGACUUAUUUAGGACAAGAUGACACAAACCUGUCCAUAUCAGCCAUUCCCAACGUGGGGUACAUGUACACCGAGGGGUACAGUUGAAAUUCUCGAAAUGCACAAUGUAUACUGUAUACCAGUGACAGGUAAGAAAGCAUGCAUUAGCAAAUAAAUGAAGUAUGAACGCCAAGAGCGAUCAAUUACAUAUGCUGACAAAACA